Messenger RNA from Sugiyamaella lignohabitans, 561 nucleotides. RefSeq names its product proteasome core particle subunit alpha 3 (gene PRE9). Gene Ontology annotation, cellular component: proteasome core complex; nucleus; cytosol. Bases 1 to 561 code for a protein of 186 amino acids. The transcript has a single exon. The record is from RefSeq and is a predicted model, not a curated record. Lineage: Eukaryota; Fungi; Ascomycota; Dipodascomycetes; Dipodascales; Trichomonascaceae.
AUGUAUAUAUUAGACGAUCAUAUUGUGUGUGCCGUUGCUGGUAUUGACUCUGAUGCCAGUAUUCUUGUUAAUAGAGCUCGUGUAUUCGCACAGAGCUAUCUGAAGACAUAUUCCGAAGAGAUUCCCUGUGAAAUUCUUGUCAAGAGGCUUUGUGAUAUCAAACAAGGAUAUACUCAAUAUGGAGGUUUAAGACCAUUUGGUGUGAGUUUUGUGUUUGCCGGUUAUGAUGAUCUUCAUGGCUUCCAACUCUACACGUCAAACCCUUCAGGUAAUUACAGCGGAUGGAAGGCCACUAGUGUCGGUGCAAAUGGAGCAUCUGCUCAAACUCUAUUAAAGCAGGAAUAUAAGGAAGAUUUCAGCUUAGAUCAAGCAUGUGAGCUAGCAAUGAAAGUUCUUAGCAAGACUAUGGACAGUGCUACUCUUACUAGCGAAAAAUUGGAGUUUUCGACUGUGGGCAAAGACUCCGCCAGUGGAAAGGUAUAUCAGAAGAUCUGGAAACCUGCUGAUAUCGAUGCUCUGCUCAAAGCUACUGGUUUAGGUAAAGCCGAAGAAGAUGAUUAG